AAUGCCGAACACAAUAUUUAUAGUGGAGAAAUGUUGCUUCUGCGUCAAAUUAAGAGUUGGCUGUUUGAUCAUCGCAUACUUUCAAUUGUUAAUCGAAGUUGUUACAUUAGGAUUAUCCCUGUAUGGAAUAGUGGAGGGCUCUAUAAUGCUUACAUCGACAAUUAAGGCGAUCACUGACAUGGGUUUCAUAAUGAUGACAUUAAGUGGACUCUUCCUUGUCGCUAUAGCACUCAUGCUGGUGUUUACCAUCGUCUUAAUUAUUGGUCUGCAUAAGAAGAAAGACGCUUACAUCCGAGCAUAUCUUCUAUGCGCUAUGAUUUAUUUGAUAGUAGCGGCUACCACAAGCUUCGUCUCCUUCCCUUUACUGCUAGUGUCAGUAAUUGAUGUAGCCUACAAGAUCCUCAGUUUAAUACUACACGUGUACUUCAUCUUUGUGAUAAGGAGUUACUGGAACCGAAUAAUUCGAUACAACCGGACAUUAUCUUCAUGAUUUAUUAUUAAAAUAUACAUUUAAAAAGUUCAAACAUUUCAUGUGUAUAAAAAUUAUAAAUAAAUAUUACGAAACUAGACAGGACAUAGAAAA
This is a messenger RNA of Papilio xuthus (Asian swallowtail), 583 nucleotides long. NCBI's taxonomy places the organism in Eukaryota, Metazoa, Arthropoda, Insecta, Lepidoptera, Papilionidae. The record is from RefSeq and is a predicted model, not a curated record.